Messenger RNA from Klebsormidium nitens, 1900 nucleotides. Lineage: Eukaryota; Viridiplantae; Streptophyta; Klebsormidiophyceae; Klebsormidiales; Klebsormidiaceae. The record is from the annotation of a GenBank genome assembly.
UGAACUCUUGGUCGAAGCUGGAUUUCCAGGUGAGUCUGGCUCAGGGGCGCUUUCUGCCUACUAGGUAGUACCCAGGGCACUCGUCAUAACUUCAAGGAGCUCUGCAAACUCUUGUAGGCUUCUAAAGGGUCUUGCAGGCGCCCAAGAAUGGAGGCUGCCCGCCUGCGGGAGUGGUACUCAGCAGCACAGGCGCUGAUUGCCGAGCUGGGUUCGAAGUCUGCAGACCCUGAAUCGCAAAGAAAUCCAGACUUUGAUCUCCACAAUAAGCACUUCCAUCUCUAUCGGUUAGUGCACAGAAUAAAGAAGGGAGCCGGGAAAGUGAAGCAGGGGGAAAGUCGAGCAAUAUGGUCAGAGAGAGCGGGCACACUGCAGGCCGAAGUACAGGAGCUGACUCGAAGCAUCAUCCAGAAUGCCGACAAGGACACAGUUCCCAGCCUCCUGGCGGCGGGUGCGUCCACCGCCGAGGGCCUUGAGUCUGACAAGGCGUCACUCCAAGAGUCCGUCCAAGCCGCCAAGUACACAUGCGAGGCGCUAGAGGCCACAAUAAGCGAGCACGCAAGCGCGCGAGAGCAGGAAGCAGCCACGCUCUUGGAGCUCCGGACGAGAACAGUGGUGUUGCAGCAAGAUGUCCGGCAACGAGAGGCGGACGCACGCGAACUAGUGCAGAGGCUACAGGGAGCGGUAAAAGAGAAGGAGGCGCUGGCGGGGGAAAAAGAGCGCAUGGAGGAAGAUGUGCGCGCGCGCGCGCAGCUGGCGGAGUCGCAGGGGCAGGUCAUAGCACAGCUGAUGGCGGAUAGCGAGGAGUCAAAGCGCGAGCUCGAAGGGUUAAGAAAGAGGGUCACGGAGGCUGAGCAAGAGGCGCACGUGCUGAGAGUGAAUUUGGGGAACCACGGGCAGGUGAUCGAGAAGCUGAUCCUAUUGAAUUCGGAGAUGAUGGAGGCGGGGAACAAGUAUGCGGCGUGGAAAGAAACGCACGAGGCUGGGGGUGCAAAAAGUAACGAGACUGGGGAAGAUGGGGAAAAGCGCACCAAUGUUUCUGGCGAUAGAAGGGGGCCGACAGAGGAGGGGGCUGCCGGGUCAAGCAACGGUGUCGCAGGAGAGGGCACCAGAGAGCGGAGGGGAGUGGAAACGGGGGCGCGGAAGCAAGCGGUGAGAGCCGAGGAGAGCCGAACGGAAGCGGGGGCCAGUGACGAUGAGCUGCCCGUCAGUGGGACGUCAGCAGAGACUGGCGGCAAGGAGUUCGCUGCGAACAGACGGCCCCAGGGGCUGAGUGAAGAGAGUGACGAAGUGGACAAGCGACCCAGUAUCAGAGUUGAGAGUAGAAAGCCCGGCCAGGACUCAAAAAGUGGAGACGCUCGAGCGAAGCCCGUUGAUCGAGAUCAGGAAGCGGGAGGUGGCGUGGAGGCGCAAUCUGCACAGUCGAGUACAAGCAACGGCCAUGCUGCUGAGAUCCCCCGAAAGCCGCUCAAGUGGACGUCUGACAUGCUACCGCUGUCGCAGCGACCAACUUCGCCCCCACCGCAACGAGACGAGGCGCCGCAAGGGCAGCCGGAUGCGGCCGGCUGGGUAGGUAGUAAGAUACAGGGGGUCGGGGGCAGGGCCCGCGGGUUGCUGAACUAUGUCGCCGGAAUGGACAAGGCGCCGACUGCCACAACUUAGCUACAGAAAUAGGUACUGUUCUUACUGCAUAAGUGCUAGCUCUAAAACGGACCGUUUGGUACUAGGACAGCCCGUUUGACGUGUCUCAGCGCAGGAGUUUCCAGCUUGCGAAAGAGAAGCAGGUGCUUCCUUAAGCAUCGCAAAACUCCGUUUAUCCACGUUGUAAAAUAGUGUUUGUAUGUCGGUUAGCACGCUUGUGCUCUCAUGCAAUCUUCCCAGUGAAGAGCUUCUGGUACAAGCC